This is a messenger RNA of Mycosarcoma maydis (corn smut), 3039 nucleotides long. Its product is annotated as putative exosome catalytic subunit DIS3. Gene Ontology annotation, biological process: rRNA catabolic process. The record is from RefSeq and is a predicted model, not a curated record. Gene Ontology annotation, molecular function: RNA binding; endonuclease activity; 3'-5'-RNA exonuclease activity. NCBI's taxonomy places the organism in Eukaryota, Fungi, Basidiomycota, Ustilaginomycetes, Ustilaginales. The transcript has a single exon. The coding region runs from base 1 to 3039 and encodes 1012 amino acids. Gene Ontology annotation, cellular component: nuclear exosome (RNase complex); cytoplasmic exosome (RNase complex).
AUGGUCGAGAUCAGCAUUCAGAAGCGGCCGCUUGCCGGCGUCGAGCUCGAAUCGGCUCAGCACAAAUACUUUCGCAAGACUGCGCGGGGCAAGGUGCUCAAGAUACUACGCGAGCGAUAUCUCCGCGACGACAUUGCCUGUGGUAGCCGCGCUUGCGAACGCUGUCAUCACAUCCAUGCCGACCUUCAGAGACAAUCCCAAGAGAACGGCUCGCAAAACAAGAUCUUCCUAGACCCUAAUGGCCUCAAGAAUAGCAAGCUCGAUCGAAACCACUACCUCAUUCUCGACACCAACGCCUUCCUCCAUCAGAUGGAUCUCAUCGAGAACCCUAGCUUCACCGAUGUCAUUGUCCUCCAGACAGUCGCAGACGAGGUUCGCCACAGAAGCCUUCCUCUCUUCAACCGCUUGAAGAACCUCAUUUCCGAUCCCGAUCGCAGAUUCUGGGUCUUUUACAACGACUUUGGCCGCGAAACCGCAGUACUGCAACAUGAGCAUGAGUCGCCCAAUGAUAGAAACGACAGAGCCAUCCGCACAGCAGCAAAGUGGUACAGGAAGCAUCUCAUGGCGUCCACCGGCCCAGGCUCGUCAGUCAAAGCCAAUCUCGACGUGCUUCUCAUCAGCGACGACCAAGACAACGUCCAGCGCGCCCUCAAAGACGACAUCCGCGCAAUGUCGGUUCGCGACUAUAUCCAAGGUCUCGAAAAUGCAGACCAGCUCCUGGACCUUCUCUCUUCUCGCUCUCUCGUCUCGGGCUCCGGAGGCAGUGAGAAGCGCGCCGUUCUCUAUCCCGAGCAUCUUCCGCAGAACCAGGUCACGGCCGGUAUCAAGUCUGGUCAACUCCUCCAGGGCUUCUUCAACGCAAAUCCAUACAACUACCUUGAAGCCACCGUCCGAUCCGGUCAGUUGACCCGCCCCAUCCUGCUCGUCGGUCGUGAGUCGAUGAAUCGCGCCGUCGAUGGAGAUAUCGUCGCUGUCCAGAUGCUGCCCAAGGAACAAUGGAAGAGUGCGACCGAAGAAGUCAUCGACGCCGAUGCGGCGCUCAAGGACGACGAUGCAGAAGCGGGCAACGGCGACGGCGACGGCGAAGCUGACGACGAUAUCGAAGCGCGUCUCGCCAGAAAGGAAGCAGCCGACGCCGAAGCCAAUGCACGUUCUUCGCGAGGUGAACCGCAGCCGACAGGCAAAGUCGUCGGCAUUGUGCGCCGCAAUUGGAGGUCGUACGUCGCCCACGUCGACGUGAAUUCGGUCAACUCCUCUGCACUAUCGAGCCUCGGCGCACAGACGGUGUUUGCAACGCCGGUCGACCGCAAGCUGCCUCGAAUCCGUAUUCGCACCCGCCAAGCGAAAGAUCUCAUGGGACAAAAGAUCCUGAUCGCUCUCGACGCAUGGCGGCCAACUUCACGCUAUCCUGAUGGUCACUUUGUGCGCGCCCUUGGCCAAGCCGAGAGCAAAGAAGCCGAGCAAGAAUCGCUCUUGCUAGAGCACGAUGUACCCUACCGACCGUUCAGCAAGGCCAUCCUCGACUGCCUACCGCCCGAGGGCGAUAGCUGGGUGGUACCUCCCAAGGACAUGACGCACCAUGCUUGGAGAGACAGAGUCGAUAUGCGCGACGAGAUCAUCUGCUCCAUCGACCCGCCUGGGUGCCAAGACAUUGACGACGCACUUCACGCCAAGCAGCUGCCCAACGGCAACAUCGAAGCGGGCGUGCACAUCGCCGACGUCUCCUACUUUGUCCGUCCCGACAACCCGAUGGACGCCGAAGCGGCAAGUCGCGGCACUACCGUCUACCUGGUCGAUAAACGAAUCGACAUGCUCCCUCACCUGCUCGGCACCAACCUGUGCUCGCUUCGACCGUACGUAGAACGGCUUGCCUUCAGUGCAGUGUGGGAGAUGACGCCCGACGCCGAGAUCGUCAAUGUGCGAUUCCACAAGUCGGUCAUCGCAUCCAAAGCCGCCUUCACCUACGAAGAAGCGCAACUGCGAAAGGACGAUGCAUCCAAGAAUGACGCCAUCACAAAGUCGAUCCGAUUGCUUAACUCGCUCGCCAAGAAGCUCAAGCAGAAACGUAUGGACGCUGGAGCGCUCAACCUCGCAUCACCCGAAGUGCGUAUUCACCUUGACUCGUCCGAAUGCGCGGCGCCGAUCGAUGUCGAGCAGAAGGAAAUGCGCGAAACCAACUCGCUCGUCGAAGAAUUCAUGCUUCUCGCCAAUGUCUCGGUCGCCGAACGCAUCUACCAAGUGUUCCCCAUGACGGCGGUACUUCGUCGUCAUCUGCCCCCGCCGCGGACAAAUUUCGAGACGUUGCAGGACAUUCUGCUCAAACGACGCAACAUGGAGCUUGACGUGUCGAGCUCGGGAGCGCUGGCUGCUUCGCUCGACAAAUGUGUCGAUCCCAAAGACCCCGCGUUCAACACGUUGGUCCGAAUCAUGGCGACACGGUGCAUGCUCAGUGCGGAAUACUUCUGUUCCGGAAGCGUUGCACGUGAUACUUUCAGUCAUUAUGGUCUGGCGGCGGGAAUGUAUACACAUUUCACAUCGCCGAUUCGACGGUACGCCGACGUGUUGGCGCAUCGUCAGCUCGCAGCUGCGAUCAACUACGAGCCACUGCACGCGUCGUUGCACAGCAAAGACUACGUCGAUGACAUUCUCAAGGUCGUCAAUAAACGACACCGAUCAGCGCAGCAGGCGGGACGCGCUUCGGUCGAGUUCUACGUAGGUCUCAGCAUCGCUGAACGUAACGCGUCACUUUCGCAGUCCGCGAACCAUGCGCCUAUGAUGCAAAGCUCAGCUUACGUGAUCCGAGUCUUCCGUAACGGUCUAGCCGUGUUUGUCAACCAAUUUGGUCUAGAAGGCCUGAUCACGUUCAACGACGAAGUCGAGUUCGAUCAGGACAACUACCAGGUCACCAUCCCCAAGCACGUCAGUGCACUCAACAAGAAUCUCAAGCUGGGCAUCUUUGAUCAGUGUACCGUACAGAUCGGCGUCACCAAGGAUGCCAAUACGAAGCGCGGCAAGGUGAGCAUGCAUUUGGUUGCAUAA